Molecule: messenger RNA, 1017 nt
Organism: Cynoglossus semilaevis (tongue sole)
Lineage: Eukaryota; Metazoa; Chordata; Actinopteri; Pleuronectiformes; Cynoglossidae
Gene: hemk2
Product: HemK methyltransferase 2, ETF1 glutamine and histone H4 lysine
Exons: 6
Coding region: 206-859 (217 amino acids)
Biological process (GO): methylation
Cellular component (GO): eRF1 methyltransferase complex
Molecular function (GO): nucleic acid binding; S-adenosylmethionine-dependent methyltransferase activity; protein methyltransferase activity
Source: RefSeq, a predicted model, not a curated record
UAUAGGGUUAAGUGACGUCACGUUAUGAACAGGAAGAUGACUAAUGUAGCAUAGCGGCUACCGAAUGGCAUCAUUGAGGCGCUUGUCGUACAACGUAUUGGUAUUUAUGUGAAAAAACUAACAGAAGUAAAGCAUUAGAAUAUUAGUACAUGUGCAUACGCACCAAAUACUCACGCUGUAGCAGAAAAACACGCGUGAGGCCAUCAUGUGCACGAGCUACGCCACACCUCUGUACUCUCAUGCUGGACGAGGAGACUUCCAGGAUGUGUAUGAACCUGCUGAGGACUCGUUUCUUCUGAUAGAUGCUCUGGAGAAAGAUGCACAAAAGCUGCAACAGCUAAGCCCAUCUGUGUGUGUGGAGGUUGGCAGCGGCUCUGGAGUGGUGUCCGCCUUUCUCGCGUCAGUGGUCGGGACAUCAGCCUUGUACAUCUGCACUGAUGUGAACCCUGCUGCAGCACGGUGUACAGAAAUGACGGCAUCCUGUAACAAAGUUUCACUGCAACCUGUUGUCACGGACCUGGUGGAGUGUCUUUUACCCCAGCUGAAUGGAAAAGUAGAUGUUCUGCUGUUCAACCCUCCCUACGUGGUGACACCAUCAAAAGAGGUUUGCAGCAGAGGUAUUGAAGCUGCCUGGGCUGGUGGGAAGAGAGGACGAGAAGUGAUGGACAGAUUCCUGCCACUCGUAUCCCAGCUGCUGUCCAGUAGAGGCUUGUUCUACCUCAUUACUAUUGCUGAAAAUGACCCAGAGGAGAUCAUACGUUUGCUUGGGAUUCAUGGCUUAAAAGGAGAAUCCACGUUGUCCACAAGAGCAAGAAAUGAGAGCCUGUCUGUCCUGCGCUUUCACAGAGACUGGACAUGAACGGACACGUAAAUCACUAAUAGAACUUUGCACUGACAGAAAACUUUGUAUAUUUUUGAAGAAAAUCAAAACUUGACACAGAUACUUUCAAUGUUUUAUUAAUCUAACAGGAUCUAAAUUCCAUUAAAGCCUGAUAAUCAUGCUUUUUUUUAAACAAA